AUGAAUACCGCAACUGUUUUCCUCGAUUGUGACGCUUCCACUGAUCCUCAUGUCAUGGUUUCCAUCCCACCUCCUCCUCCUAACUCUCCUCAGGAUGGGGAGAUUCACGGUGCCAACGAAUCUCGCGUUAUGUUCUGGAAGAAUAUCCCUGUUCCGAUAACUCCUGACAACCUGGCCAACAUUAUUCGAGAUUUAAGGGUCCAUAAUGGUGAACUCGAGUCAGAUAGAAUUGCUCUUCAACAGUGA
Messenger RNA from Marasmius oreades (fairy-ring Marasmius), 246 nucleotides. RefSeq lists its product as uncharacterized. The record is from RefSeq and is a predicted model, not a curated record. The transcript is spliced from 2 exons. NCBI's taxonomy places the organism in Eukaryota, Fungi, Basidiomycota, Agaricomycetes, Agaricales, Marasmiaceae. The coding region runs from base 1 to 246 and encodes 81 amino acids.